Oncorhynchus nerka (sockeye salmon) is the source of this 4057-nucleotide messenger RNA. RefSeq names its product myeloid leukemia factor 1 (gene mlf1). Gene Ontology annotation, biological process: regulation of DNA-templated transcription. The record is from RefSeq and is a predicted model, not a curated record. NCBI's taxonomy places the organism in Eukaryota, Metazoa, Chordata, Actinopteri, Salmoniformes, Salmonidae. The transcript has 8 exons. Bases 2549 to 3409 code for a protein of 286 amino acids. Gene Ontology annotation, cellular component: cytoplasm; nucleus.
GGGCAUUGAGGAGUGCAUUCACAUAUCUACACAUUUUCAUACACACACAAAUAAUAGUAUUAUUUUUUUGUAUUUUUUUUCUCUCUCUCUUUUUCCUCUCUUCUAGUUCAGUUUCAGCAUUGUGAACAUGUAUGUGUGUAUCUGUGGCCCAUUUGGCCUGUCCCACGGCUUCCUUCAAUGAUGGGUUGUGAGUGGCUCUGUUGCCCCUAGUUGAUUGUCCCUUUUAUACCAUGGCUAUAAUUCAACACAUUUACUGCUAGAAAUGUGUUCAUUUGCAGGUAGAAAUGUGUUCAACAUCCACUGAAGUAGCUAGCAAGUUUAUAGUAGAUAGCUACAGUAGUUGCCUUGGUAACCAAACAAACCGACAUGCUAGUUUAGCUAACCAAACCAUCAGUCAUAUCUAGUUAUUAUGAAAAUCGAGUUCCAAAAAUUCCAAUAAUGUUUUCAAUUCGGCUUUUGCUUUCAAAAGCAGCUCAAACAUAGACCAUUUAAAUGAUAAUGCCCGCCUCGAAGCCGAUGUUUGGAGGAUAUAUUUUUACUUGCCCAAUGUUCUAAAAUGUAGCAAGUUUCGAUAGUAAACCAGGGGCUGUCACACACCGGGUCGUAGGAGCCGCUUCAUAGCUCGAAACAGAAAAUAGAUAUUUCAUACUUCACUUUCCAACACCCGUGGAAAUGUUUAACAGUCUUCUCGGGGUAUUUGACGAGGACCCUUUCUUCUCGUAAGUGGUAUCAAUAUUGUAUUCUGCCACUCGUUCAUUCGACUGUCUGAAUAUGUUUCUAGAAAAAUUAUAUUUAUUUUAAAUAUCUGUCAAAAGUCAACACCACUUUGAUCAUGACACAUAUAAACGAUAAAGAUAAAGGACAAGAACGACUGUACCCACCCCUUGUCUAAAAUGAGUCAGUAGUGUAGGCUAUUAUCAAUAGCGUUAUAGUAUGCCAGUAGUGAUUGUGUAAAAUAUUGAAUGUGGAGAAUGUAUCAGCACUGUAGGUGCGUUAGCUUGCUAGCCAGCCAGACAAUUUUAGAGAGGGAUUAUUCCAUUAUACAACUUUCAAUAACUGCCAAUAUGCUAACAUUCCAUUCAAACAAUGCAGUCAAUCGGCUGCAGGGUACCUAGUGGGUUAGGGCGUUGGACUAGUAACCGGAAGGUACAACUCUGUCGUUCUGCCCCUGAACAGGCAGUUAACCCACUGUUCCUAGGCCGUCAUUGAAAAUAAGAAUUUGUUCUUAACUGACUUGCCUAGUUAAAUAAAGGUAAAAUAAAAAAAUCCCCAGUCGUACUCUGGCUAAAAUCAGAUCAUGAUAGGAUUUACACAAGUUGAAAAUGCAACAAGUACUGAUAUUGUAUCAUAUAAUAGCACUGACAGCUUUUCAAGAAAAUGUAGAACGGAAUGGUCUUGUGGCACACGCUGGUAAAAUAGUUAAGGCAAAACUUUGAAUAUUGUUUUUAUGGAGCUCGCUCAGUUGUAACGACAGCUACCGACAACACUGCGUUGUGCUGAUAGAGCCGCUCGAGCUUUGAAUAGCCAGCCAAUCGCAGUGUUCGUCGGAGGUCAUGUGGCUGUUUGUUCAUAGUUGAACGUUCUAAACGUUCUAAAAUGUGGCAAGGUUCGAUGGUAACUUCAUUGACACCGAGCGCGGGGGGCUGUAACGUUCACACACCGGGUCAUUGGAGCCGCUUCAUAGCAGGAGACAGAAAAUAGAUAUUUCAUACUUCACUUUCCCCGUCCAACACCCGUGGAAAUGUUUAACAGUCUUCUCAGGGAAUUUGACGAGGACCCUUUCUUCUCGCCAUCGGACUGCUGAACAGCUAUCACUUGCUGCAUGGCUACCUGCCUGUGCUCUGCCCUGCACCUUGAAGACUUAUGCCCCAUGUGUAUAUAUAGAGUUAUAUUCUAAAUCAUUUAAAUGACAACUAAGGCACACCGACAUCAAUGUUUAAUUUCUUUCAAUAUCUACUGGUUAACAUGUAGGCUACAGUAAUAGCAUGGUACUUACUACUCAAGGCAUAGAGUUACCGGUGUCAGCAAAACAUUGCUUCAUGUUUUUCAUUGGUGAAUAGAUGCUGUGACCCAUUCCCCAGGAUAAGUGAGAGAAUGAAAUAUCUAUUAAUCACCUGGCCUAGAUCCUUGACAUAUCUUAGGCCUGCAAUAAAAUAUGAUAAAUGUUACAUUUACAACCCCCAUCUUCAGUCCACAAACCAGCCCUCCACUUGCAAUGCCCAGUUGCAUGUUCUUGCUAUUACUAUUUUUAUUAGUAGAAUUUUCUUUUUUAAAACAUAUAUUCUACACAGAAGUGAAGCCGCUCCGAACACCCAAAACCCUCCGGUUGUCCCCACCCACCCCACAUCUAGCUAUGACUAUUUGUACUAUUUUCACACAGAAAAAUGCCAAUCACUGAUUUGACCUAAGAAAUAUGGCAGAGUAACACUGCCUCCUUCAUUUAUGUGUUUGGGGAGGUGUUCCACUAAUUGAUAACUAAUACAACUAUGCCUACUCAUAUUAAUUGUGAAUUUGGUUGUAUGACAGACAGUAAAUUAUGAAAUGGUGAAUGCCUGGUGUUAAGAGGUUUCCUUCCUUCCUUUAUCUCCCCCCACUUUCCCUUUUUCCAAUCUACAGCUCGUCAAGGGAUCCAUUCCAGGCACACAAUACCCGUGUACAACAGAUGAUGCGGAGUUUCUCAGAGCCCUUCGGUCGGGACUUCAUGCCCAGUCUGACUGGCGGGCGGGAAAGGGGCCACGUAUCCGGGGGCCAACUCAACACUAGCAUGGUGCCACGGGAGGACCACAGGGACAUGGAGUCGAAGAAUCCAUUCAGUAUGUUGGACAGCAUGAUGUUCGGCGUGAGGAACAGGAUGGAGGACAUGCACAGAAACUUUGAGAACCUGUCCACAGACUCGAACGGCAACACCAACGCCCACUCAUUCAGCUCUUCCUCAGUGAUGACCUAUUCCAAGGUUGGAGACGAACCCCCCAAAGUGUUCCAGGCCUCCUCCCAGACACGGCGCGCCCCUGGCGGGAUUAAGGAGACUCGGCAGUCCCUGAAGGACUCAGAGAGUGGUCUGGAGAAGAUGUCCAUUGGACACCACAUCCAGGACCGAGGACACGUGGUGGAGAAAAAACACAACAAGAGGACAGGGGAACGGGAGCUCAACCAGGACUUCCAGAAUCUGGAUGAAUCCGAGGCGCAGUCCUUUGACGAAGAGUGGCAGCAAGAGGUGUUUAAAUUCCGACCAUUUGCCCCCAUGUCCCGUCUGGAGGCCCCCAAGCCUAGGGUGGUGCAUCGGGCAGCCCUCACUGCCGCCACCGGCCCCGACCAGGGACGUAGGGACAAAGUAAAACCAAAACCUGAAGGAAGGAAAAUACACAUUGACGAUCUCAAAGUCAAAGGAUCAGGCAUGGUGAAGCAGUAGACAUGUCUAGCAAAUAAAGCUACGUCAGGCAACAACUCUUUGAUGCUUUUACCUGUCUCCAAGACAAGCUUGGUUUCCAGGUAUUUUGUCUCACAGAAAAUCAGUCAAUGACCCAGUUGUUGAUAUGCUUUUUACCCUUUCAUUUUCACGCUACCAAGUAAAGUAAAGAACACUUGUCAAGUCAGGCACUUAUUCUGUCAGAGUAGAUCCAUACAAGCUUCUUCCAGAAAGCUCAGGACUCCUGUGGAAGUAGCAUUAAGACAGGCACACAUAAGCUACUAGCGAUUAUAUGUGAUAUAUGAUUUCAGAAUCAUGACAUUGAGCAGACAUAAUUUGUCACAUGUUAUAUAAUUGGGCAUCAGAUCAACAGCAAUGUUAUCUCAGAAAUAUUAUCCUUCUGCUUUUGGAAAUGUCAUGUUCACAUUGUAUAGAUUGCAUCAAAAGGAAACAAACGUAUAUAUUUAUGCAGUUAGACAUUUGAAGUCCAUAAGUGCACUUAGACGUCAAACUUGUGUGCUUUUUAUGUGUAGUGGCCAUUGUUUUAUUAAUGUAUUUUACCUGCUGUAAUCUUUGUAAAAAAUUAUAAUACCCUUUUUAUAUUGUUUUUCACCAUGCUAUUAAUUUAUGACAUAAAACACAGAAAUUAUG